AUGGAUGAUACUUUAUUCAUUUCUCAAAGUAAGUAUGCUAAGAAUAUAGUGAAGAAGUUUGGCCUAGAAAAUGCUAGUCACAAAAGGACACCUGCAACAACUCACUUGAAAUUAACUAAGGGUGAAAAAGGUGUUGAUAUAAAUCAAAGUUUGUAUAGGUGUAUGAUUGGUAGUCUUUUGUAUCUUACAGUUAGCAGACCAUACAUCACUUUUAAUAUAGGAGUAUGUGCUAGAUAUCAGGUUGAGCCUAAAAUCAGUCACAUUACUCAAGUGAAGAGGAUCUUGAAAUACAUCAAUGGUACUAAUGAGUAUGGCAUGUUGUAUUCCCAUAGUUCUAAUUACAUACUUGUAGGGUAUUGUGAUGCAAACUGGGCAUGUAACGCUGAUGAUAGAAAAAGUACUUCUGAAGGAUGA
Molecule: messenger RNA, 414 nt
Organism: Lathyrus oleraceus (garden pea)
Lineage: Eukaryota; Viridiplantae; Streptophyta; Magnoliopsida; Fabales; Fabaceae
Exons: 1
Coding region: 1-414 (137 amino acids)
Source: RefSeq, a predicted model, not a curated record